AAAACAUACAAACAAAAACAAAAAUCUUAAACUCUAAUCAUCAUUAUGGAGAUUAGAAGCUCUCCACUCUUAUUAGCAAUGCUAAUCUUGUUCAUAACCAACUCGUUCCAUUCUACUGAGUCAAUCAAAGAUUCAAGUCCGGUGCCCAUUAUUAAGUUUGACAGUAGCUAUUUCCCCGCCGGAUUCUAUUUCGGAAGCGCCACGUCUUCGUAUCAGACUGAAGGUGAAGCAAGAAAAAAGGGCAGAGGGACUAGCAUUUGGGAUACACUUGCCCAUGACUUCCCAGAAAGGAUAGUCGAUGGCAGCAAUGGGGAUGUCGCGGUUGACUUUUACAAUCAAUACAAAGAUGAUAUUUCAAAGAUGAGUAAAAUUGUGGGUAUGAAUGCUUUCAGAUUCUCCAUCUCUUGGUCCAGAAUAAUACCUAGUGGUAGAAUAAGAGAUGGAAUAAACGAGGAAGGGAUUGCAUUUUAUAACAAAAUCAUCGAUGAAGCUGUAAUCAAUGGUCUUGAGCCUUUUGUGACACUUUUUCACUGGGAUCUUCCCCAAGUUCUUGAAGACAAGUAUGGAGGCUUUAGAAGCCAAGACAUAGUGUCUGAUUAUGAAGAUUAUGCAGAGUUAUGCUUUCAAAGAUUUGGAGACAGAGUGAAACAUUGGAUCACUAUGAACGAACCAUACAUAUUUACUAUACAUGGCUAUGACACCGGUAUAAUGGCUCCGGGCAGAUGUUCAUAUUGGGUGAAUAGAGCGUGUUUAGCCGGAGAUUCGGCUACUGAACCUUAUAUCGUCGGCCAUCAUAUGCUUCUUGCACAUGCUGCAGCUGUUCAUAUUUAUAGAAAAAUGGGACAAAAUGGCAAGAUUGGAAUCACACUAGAUGUGUCUUGGCCUAUGCCUUUAACCAAUAGUGUAGCUGAUUCUGAAGCAGCCCAAAGAGAGUUAGAUUAUGCAUAUGGCUGGUUUAUGGACCCAUUGACAUAUGGUCAAUAUCCAAGGAUAAUGCAAAAUGAAAUUACUGGAAAUCGAUUGCCCAAUUUCACAAUGAGACAAUCUCAAUUACUGAAGGGAUCAUAUGAUUUUGUUGGUCUAAAUUAUUACUAUUCUAAUUAUGCUUCUGACAAUUAUACUGCUAAUCCUAAUCCAGAUCAUAUUAGAUACAUGACUGAUAGUGGAGUUAAUUUGACAAGGUAUGGAAUAUUUCCAGAUGGAUUGCGAUACCUUUUAAAUUAUACCAAAGAUACAUAUAGAAAUCCACUAAUUUAUAUCACAGAAACUGGACUUAGUGAUGAGAAAGGUCUUCCUCAAGAAGAAGCUCUUAAAGAUAUAUGGAGGAUAAAAUAUUUUAAAACUCAUCUUUGGAAUGUGCUUAGAUCCAUUUGUGACUACAAUGUGAAUGUACAAGGUUUCUUUGCAUGGUCAUUCAUGGACAACUACGAAUGGUCAAAUGGUUAUACUUUGCGAUACGGUCUGUAUGCUAUAGAUCGAACAAACAAAACCCUACCAAGACUUCCGAAACUCUCGGUUGCUUGGUUUCAACAAUUUCUGAAAGAUAAAUCUUCGAGUGGCGAACCCAAAUGCGAUAUUAUGCCCCAAAUCAAUGAUUCAUCAUCUUCCGAAGAUAUGGAAGAGCUCUAGAAUGAAAAAAAAAAACAAGAAUAAACUCACCAAUUAAUUUGGAUCUAAAUCUCAAGAAAAAUUAUUUUCAUUGUUUUCUGACAAUUAAACCCGUAAUUUAUUCAUUUGUCAUUUCAACUCCUGAAUUGUGGUAUUGAUUCAAUUGCCAGUCUCUCAAAGCAAGAGUGAAGGAGUUGGAACGAUUUAAAUUGAAUAAAUAUGAAUUUAAUUAUCAAAAAAUAGUGAAUUUUUUUUUUUAAAAAAUUUCAAUCCAAUUGAGAGGAUGAAUUAAGUAUUUCUCCAAUGUAGAAUGUUUGGAAACACUAAUUACUCUGAGAGGCAAGUAUAAUCGAUAGAUAUCGAUUAUGAAUAAUGAUGUUUAGAUAAUCACUAUCUAAUGGAAAUUCAGCCAUAUUAUGUUUCUUUGUUUAAA
Mercurialis annua (annual mercury) is the source of this 2041-nucleotide messenger RNA. Its product is annotated as beta-glucosidase 24-like. NCBI's taxonomy places the organism in Eukaryota, Viridiplantae, Streptophyta, Magnoliopsida, Malpighiales, Euphorbiaceae. The coding region runs from base 46 to 1629 and encodes 527 amino acids. The record is from RefSeq and is a predicted model, not a curated record. Gene Ontology annotation, molecular function: beta-glucosidase activity. Gene Ontology annotation, biological process: carbohydrate metabolic process. The transcript is spliced from 12 exons.